GUGACCGAAUCAGCAAAGAGUACAGCGGAGCUGCUUUACGAGGUGGGAUUUGGAGAAGUUGCCCAGGAUGCCCGGACCCGAAAGGCUCGGCGGAGUUUUCCGCGUUUUGUGCCUGUGUGCCGUGUUUGAAGCGGCAUGUCUGCUGGACGCCGGCAUGCUCUUUCCCCGGGAGUCUUCCUCCCGCGAGGUGAAGGAGCUGAACGGGCUGUGGAACUUCAGGGCUGACGGCUCCUCAAACAGGAACCAGGGCUUCGAGAGGGCAUGGUACAAAAGUCGCCUUGCAGAGACUGGCCCAGUGAUCGACAUGCCAGUUCCUGCCAGCUACAAUGACAUCACCCAGGACCCCGCAGUGAGAGAUUUCAUUGGCUGGGUUUGGUAUGAGAGAGAGGUUGUGGUGCCUGCCCGCUGGAUCGUCGACGAAGGAACCAGAGUUGUGAUCAGAGUGGGAAGUGCUCACUAUUAUUCAGUCGUGUGGGUGAAUGGGGUGAAAGUGACGGAGCAUAAAGGUGGCCAUCUUCCUUUUGAGGCUGAGAUAGGGGCUGUAAUCCGCAAGGACCCAACUCAGCCGUGCAGGAUCACCAUCGCUGUCAACAACACUCUGUCUCUGGACACUCUUCCACCAGGAACCAUCCAGCACAUGACUGACCGCACCAAGUACCCCGAUGGAUACUUUGUGCAAAACAUCUACUUUGAUUUCUUCAACUAUGCCGGCAUCCAUCGCCCUGUAUUGCUGUAUACUACUCCCAAGGCUUAUGUGGAUGACAUCACCGUGGUGACUGACUUCUUGAAUAACACUGGCCUCGUCAAUUACAAGGUGUCCGUCCAAGAUGCCACCUCAGCCUCCCUGAAGGUCACUUUGAUGGACAAAGAUGGCCGCUGUGUGGCCUCCUCCAGCGGGCCGUCUGGAGUCCUCAAAGUAACGGAUGUCAAUUUGUGGUGGCCGUACUUGAUGCACGAGAACCCAGGUUACCUUUACUCUAUGGAGGUUCGCUUAAUGGCAGCCGAUGAGAGAUCUGCGUACGAGGAUGUGUACACUCUACCAGUUGGUAUCCGCACAGUCAACGUCACCAGCACCCAGUUCCUCAUCAACAACAAGCCCUUCUACUUCCAUGGAGUCAACAAACAUGAGGACUCGGACAUUCGAGGUAAAGGCUUGGACUGGCCCCUCAUUGUCAAGGACUUUAACUUGUUGAAAUGGUUGGGGGCCAACUCGUUCCGCACCAGCCACUACCCCUACGCAGAGGAGAUCAUGCAGAUGUGUGACCGCCACGGCAUCGUGGUGAUAGAUGAGUGCCCGGGCGUGGGCAUCAAAGACAUUCGCAGUUUCGGAAACGCGUCCCUGGCCCAUCACCUGGUCGUCAUGGACGAGCUUAUACGUCGGGACAAGAACCACGCCUCUGUGGUCAUGUGGUCAGUAGCCAAUGAGCCGGCUGCAGAGAUGGCCCCUGCUGACUUCUAUUUCAAGACCUUGAUAAAACAUACCAAAGAUCUGGAUCCAACCCGGCCCGUCACUUUUGUCACAAACAGUAACUAUGCCAGGGAUAAAGGGGCUCCCUAUGUGGACGUCAUCUGUGUAAACAGUUACUUCUCCUGGUACCAUGAUCCGGGCCACCUAGAGGUCAUCCCCAUCCAGCUCAACACUCAGUUUGAGAACUGGUACAGAAAGUACCAGAAACCCAUCAUCCAGAGCGAAUAUGGAGCAGAUACGGUGCCGGGGCUUCACAGUGAUCCACCCGUGAUGUUUACUGAAGAGUACCAGAAGCAAGUCCUGCAGAGCUACCACAACGUGUUCGACCAGAAGAGGAAGCAGUACGUCAUCGGUGAACUCAUCUGGAACUUUGCAGACUUCAUGACUUCACAAGGGAUCAUGCGUGUCGUGGGGAACAAGAAGGGUGUUUUCAGCAGGCAGAGGCAGCCCAAAGCGGCAGCGUUCAUCCUGAAGGAGAGGUACUGGAGACUGGCCAAUGAAACGGGCCGACUACCUCCUUGGACCAAGUACCCCUGCUCACUCCGACACCCGGUCCAGGACAGGCUCGAUUCCAUGUAAACUGUGUGCCUUAAUGGAAAACAUGCUGGUAAAAUGAUGUACGUUUCUUGAGGCAGUUUGGUUUAAUGAUCAAACCACCAUGACAUUCAGCUCCGCUUCUCUUAUGGUCUGCAGUUUUGAACUAAACCACUGACCUUUUAUAGAACGUUUUUUCCAGCUUUAAUGAUAAUUAUGUUGGUGAUAUUGUUUUCUGAGGAUACUCAUGACUAACUGUGUCACACUUUAUUUAGUUGUUACAGGAUUUUCUGAUACAUAUUCAUGUGUGUGGCAGGGCUUUCCACUGCUGUCAUAGAAGGGUCACGGUCAAAAUCCUUCAUCCCCGGUUAGCUUUGACCUUUCUUCCAAUCAGGUGAUACGAGUUCAGAGAAGAAAUGCCACAUUACAAGCUAACAGUAAAGGAAGGGAGCUUCUCCUGUUCCUUUUUACCACGUGUUUGGGGACAGCUUCUUAAAUAAAUGCAUAAAAUAGUGUUUUAGCAGUUUGAUACAACAACUUUGUUGGAAGGCGCCAUCAUUUCUGAGCAUGUUUCAGCUAAGUGCUUAAUACAUGUACUGUUAAUGUGAAUUGCAAUGCUGAAUCCAAUCAUAAGCGUUUUAUUUUUAUAUGUGAAAAUCAAGAGAGAUUUGGAUAUGAAUCAAAGCUAUUAAAGACAAAACAUGUCCUCAA
Anarrhichthys ocellatus (wolf-eel) is the source of this 2713-nucleotide messenger RNA. It is a transcript of the gene gusb, whose product is annotated as glucuronidase, beta. Gene Ontology annotation, molecular function: carbohydrate binding; beta-glucuronidase activity. NCBI's taxonomy places the organism in Eukaryota, Metazoa, Chordata, Actinopteri, Perciformes, Anarhichadidae. The record is from RefSeq and is a predicted model, not a curated record. The coding region runs from base 68 to 2047 and encodes 659 amino acids. Gene Ontology annotation, biological process: carbohydrate metabolic process. The transcript has 12 exons.